This is a messenger RNA of Seminavis robusta, 699 nucleotides long. Lineage: Eukaryota; Bacillariophyta; Bacillariophyceae; Naviculales; Naviculaceae. The record is from the annotation of a GenBank genome assembly.
AUGAAGGCUGCAAUGGACAAACUCAAGAAUUCUGUGGUGCCAACAAAGUCGCAGCUGAUUGGCGAGUCACUGGCUAGAUCCGUAAAAGCCGACCCAACGCAAAGGCUCUUUAAAAACCAUGCGAUUUUGUCGGCCCUCUGUGAUUGUUUCUGCAUGCACAUCCCGGUACAUUUCUCUUCAGAAGGAAAGGCCUACCUUUCACAUCGAGAGGUGAAACCUGGUGGUAUGGUAUGUAUUCUGGCAUGGCUCCAUAUGAUGUCGCAAAGGACAGAAGACUUGAACUCAACGCAGUUCGAGGCCGGGGGCUUUGUUAUUGGCGAAUCAUACGAAGAUGAGAUUAUCGGUGCCGUUAAGAAGCGUGGUCUAAACGAUGGCCAAGACGACAAGGCUGAUCCCAAAUCAAACGAUGCACAAUCUGGCAGUGGGAAUGCAAGAAAGAGAAGUGCUGCCGCUUGGGACCAGGGCACUGUAGAGUGUAUGGACGCAUCGGCAGAAGAGCGGAUGGAGCUCGAACAAGAACAUGCUGAGGCGAUGAGUACAUUUACGGCCUUCCAGAAUUUCUAUCGAUAUGGAGACCCACUCCCAGCGACGGAAGGCGUCAUGCGCACACUAGUGAAUCAGAAUAGGCUUGGUGAUGAGACACAUUACGACAGAUUGGCAAGUGCAGGACUAGGGAUAAGUAGCACCAAUGGCGUGUGA